Molecule: messenger RNA, 2382 nt
Organism: Oryzias latipes (Japanese medaka)
Lineage: Eukaryota; Metazoa; Chordata; Actinopteri; Beloniformes; Adrianichthyidae
Source: RefSeq, a predicted model, not a curated record
AGUACUGCAGUUUGACAGAGAUCAGCUGUGAAGCUCUGUUCCUGGGAGGUGGAGAGCAGAGUGAUGGAGGAAUCAGAGGAAGUGGAGAUGAGUGUCAGAGCUGCAGCAGGAACUGAUCUGAGAUCAGCUCCACUGUCUCUCUCAGCAUCAAGUGGACAGUUUUUAUGGGCCCUUGCCGUAGUUGAUGAUGUCAUCCUUCCUGUCAGCGGUCUUUUCUCGUGGUUCCUGGAAUCCUGCACCUCUGUGGACCACAGAGUGGAUGAACGUUCACGAAAUAUCCUUCAGCUGGUCCAGAAAGCAGCAGCAUGGCUGUUGACCAAAGAAAGAUCAACUUCCAGCAGUUCUGGAUUCUGUGUGCAGUUCCGCUUUUAGUUCUUCUUCAUGUUUGUUCUUUACCAGAUCUUUCAGAAUCACAAAAAGUGGAUUAAGGUCCUCUGAUUAAAGGCUGCAGAAACUUAUUUUUCUCAUUAAGCCCCAAUUUCUAGAAUAGAACCAUGGCAGACAAAAGACAGUUCAAAAGAAAUCUCAUAAAAACUCUGACAAAAUGUAAAUUAAAUUCUUGUUGUCUGCUGGUUGAAGGUUUAUCUUUCAUAACUUUAUAAUCUUUCAUAUAGAAAUAUGCUUUGUUUUUAUAUUGUUUUAGUAUCUCCUUUGAUAUAUUAGUUAGAACUUUUAAUAUCAGAUGUGCGUUUCUAAUCAACAAACCCUGGCAACAGCUGCAGCCAAUCAUUGAUUAGACUUGUGUUUUUUAGUGCGCCGCCGCACACUAGUGUGCCGUGGGAGAUGGUCAGGUGUGCCGUGGGAAACUGCCCUCAUAAAUGAUCUGAAAACCAUUUACCAUCUCCAGGAAAUCAGCUCUGUGUUCAUCCUAAAAACCCUGAUAAAAAAUGUUUCUCCUCAAUUAACUUAAUUUAACAAAGCUAAAGUAGUUUGCCCAAAAUGUAUUUUUCCUUGUAGAUUUUCUUUGUUUUGUUAUUUCAUGAAUUAAGAUUGUUAAAAAAUAUUGACAGUAAUUCGAACCAGAUUUAGAUCCAGGUAAGCAGUUUAUACUGUACUUGUUUCAAAUAAAGUUUUAGCACGUGACCCGGAAGUAAACAAACUGAGGAGCUAGGAAAGCUAGCAGUGACUGGGAGGACGGUGGUGUUUUGUCAGUAUGUUUGUGUUUGUGUUUUUUUUAAAGAAAGGACGAUACGUGGUUCGUGUGGGAACUCUCAGCAUUUUCCAAAGUGUCGUAAAUGAGUGAAGAAGUGUUGAACGGAAAGACAACGUGGAUUGCUGUGAUUGUGAGACUAGCAGAUGAUCGAUCGGACUCGGAGCUGCAGUGAAGAGGACGGUGGUGUUUGUGGGAGUUGGAGCUGAAGAUCGGAGCAGGAACCAUGUCUUCAGAACCUCAGGAAGGUUCUGUCAGCGAACAACUUUCUGCUGCUGAAGGAACCAUCGUCCAGUACGAGCAGGAGCUCUGUCGUCAGCGCAGACUGCUGGAUAGCAGCUGGAACCCACAGCUUCAGCUACUACUACACCACAUACUAGUCCUCCCCCAGCAUUGGGUGACAGAAGAGGAAGAUCUCUGCAACCAGCAGAGGAACUUCAGAGUGGAACAGGAAGAACCAGAACCUCCACAGAUUAAAGAGGAACUGCAGGAUCCAGAACCUCCACAGGUUAAGGAGGAACCAGAGGAACUCUUCAUCAUUCAGGAUGAAGGUUGGCUUGAUCUGAAGCAGGAGACUGAUACCUUGAUGGAGAUUCCUACUUAUGAGGAAGAUGAGAACAGUGAAGCAGAUCUAAACAAUCAGCAGAGCUUUAAUGUAACUGAUAGUCAGGAUGAGGAAGUAAACCAAGAUGAAGAAUCUACAUCAACUUCAGAUGAAGAGACAGACCCACUGAACAGAGAUCAGAGGAAGAGAAGAGACAGAAGUCAUGUCCAAAGUGUGGACAGCUCUCACAUGUCAGCAGUCCUCCCUCAGCAUUGGGUGACUGAAGAGGAUCUCUGCAACCAGCACAGGAACGUCAGAGUGAAACUUGAGGAACCAGAAUCUCCACGGAUUAAAGAGGAACAGCAGGAACCAGAACCUCCACAGAUUAAAGAAGAACUGCAGGAACCAGAACCUCCACAGAUUGAAGAAGAACUGCAGGAACCAGAUCAUCUGCAGUUUAAAAAGGAGCAAGACGAGCUCUGUAUCAGUCAAUAUGAGCAGUGGUUUAACCUGAAGCAGGAGGACUGAUACCUUGAUGGAGAUUUCCUACUUUAUGAGGAAGAUGAGAACAGUGAAGCAGAUCUAAACAAUCAGCAGGGCUUUAAUGUAACUGAUAGUCUGGAUGAAAAAGGAAGCCAGCAUGAAGAAUCGACAUCAACUACAGAUGAAGAGACAGACCCACAGAACA